AUGGUCAACGUCACUUGCCCCAACGUGCACAAUGGAAGCAACGAGUUAAGCUGCUUGAAAGGAGAGCGACGGCCGCCCACCCCUCCAGCGCCGCGAUAUCUGCGCGACGGCUUUAUGCCGCUGUCGGGCCGCUCCAUGGUGCUCUUCUCGCGCAAUGGCAACACGUGGCAGGGCGCGCGCAGCGCCUGUGCUCUGGUGGGGGCCGACCUGCUGGUGCCACGCGACCGGGACGCCAUGGAGCUGCUCAGUCGUAGUCCAUUCUCCGAGCUGUUCAACGAUCUAGAGGCCUUCCUUGGCGCUAGUGAUAUGGUGUCGGAGGGGCACUUUAUAGACAUUGAAGGUAAGCCAUUGGACGUACGCUGGAGGACUUACGAACCCAACAACGCGGGCGGCAACGAGGACUGCUUGGCGUGGAACCGGGAUGGCGGAGUCAACGACCGCGGCUGCGAGGAGACGCUGCAGUACCUGUGCGAGUGGCGGCUGCGGGCGCCGCCGCCCCCUGGCUACUCGCUGGCGGCCGGCGCGGGCACCUUCCUGCGCCUCAGCGAAGACCGCCGCCCCUACGAGGCCGCCGCCGACGCGUGUGCCGCCGACGGGGCGGCGCUCUUCGUGCCGGACACCAGGGACCGCGUGGAGGCGCUCCUGCGGCACGUGCCCGUCGACAGCGGCGACAUGCUGGUCGACGUCAACGACCGCGAUGACGAGGGAGUCUUCGUCACCAGCACGGAUGAGCGCCUGUCGGACUUGGAGUUCCACGACUGGCUGCCCGGGCAGCCGGACGACGGGGGCGGAGGUGGCGCCGGCGAGGACUGCGUGGCGCUGCACUCGCACGGCUUCCUGGCCGACGUGUCCUGCGAGCUGCCGCUGCGCUACGUCUGCGAGUGGCUGCCGUGACCGCCGUGUCCGUUCCGUCACCAGCCAGACGCGGCUUCUCACAGCCGCGCACAAACGGUCUCUCCGGAGAGACCGUGUACUCUUCAGAGGAAUGGACCUAUUUGUGAACAUACAUUCGCGGGGGAAACUACGUUCCCGAUAGUAUCUCGUGUUCAACGAUCUUCCACAAUGAAAAUUGGAAAUAAAAUUCCAUUAUAACCGAAGAGGACACACUUUUUCCUUCACUACGCCACAGUGACUACUAAAUAAAUGAUCAUAUCUGACCAACGCUUAAAACUGGAAGAACCGUGCAGGUCAAUGUGACCGGUGAGUGUUGUUUAAUAGUUUAAAAAUGAAUAAACACCGUAAGUAUUAAUUUAGGGGGACUGUAUUUCAUGAGCUUUAGUAUACUUUGGUGAUUUACAAUUUCUGUAAAAGACAAACAUCUGUUACGAAAGCUGAACGAUUUGCAGAAAUUAGGAUGGCAGCCGGUCGAUUUGACCAGUGUGAUAUUUUUUUAGGUUUCGUGCUUCUAAAAAGCGCAAUGAUGGAUUUUUACUUCCGCAUAGCUUAUUCUAUUUCAUUGUUGUGGUCUCGAUCCCUGUUUUUCUUUACAUUUUACUUUAUUUAGUGGAACGGUGGACAUACUUUAGUUGCUCUGCUCUGCCAAUCUGUUGUUGUGGUGUGUAGAAGUUUAGUGUCCCUCAUUGUUAUGGUGCAUCGGUGUUUUCAUUCAGAUGAACAUCUACAAUUCCAUAAAAUUUUGAACUAAUAAUCUGGACCAGAUGUCUCGUCUGUACACUGUACAAUAUGGCUGCCGCAGAUGGCCUCUGCACAUUGUUUUCAAUGUGCUAGAUCUUGCCGGAAUCAGCGCACGGAACCUUUACAGGGAGACAACAGGAGGAAAAGUUAGCUGGUGACUGUUUCUUUCCAGUUUAGUAGAAGAAAUCUUCUCUUUGUAUCUAUCAUCAACGAAAGUGCCUGUUCAUAAAUUCACUGUGACCACUGAAAUAAGUAAGGUACCAGUGAGGAACACCUGCCAGACAGGAGGAUGCAAAGAUCCAAACAAAACUAAAAAUCCGUAUGUGCGAUGCAAGAAUUUCAUACGUGGGCCACGUGUGGGAAGUGUGCAGUAGGGGUGUGCAAAGUGUUUUGAUAAAGAUGGUGGCUUUGACUGAAAACAUGUCACAGACAAUGUUAUUUUCUCGUAUUUGCCACAGAAGUUAAUGAACAUUUUUCCUUGUAUUUCCUAAUACAUAUAUGUUUAUAGCCUGUUUGGGGCUUUGACUGAUAGCG
This is a messenger RNA of Schistocerca americana (American grasshopper), 2169 nucleotides long. RefSeq names its product macrophage mannose receptor 1-like. The transcript has 5 exons. Lineage: Eukaryota; Metazoa; Arthropoda; Insecta; Orthoptera; Acrididae. Bases 1 to 894 code for a protein of 297 amino acids. The record is from RefSeq and is a predicted model, not a curated record.